This is a messenger RNA of Tetranychus urticae (two-spotted spider mite), 1499 nucleotides long. RefSeq names its product box C/D snoRNA protein 1. Lineage: Eukaryota; Metazoa; Arthropoda; Arachnida; Trombidiformes; Tetranychidae. Gene Ontology annotation, biological process: box C/D snoRNP assembly; snoRNA localization; maturation of LSU-rRNA from tricistronic rRNA transcript (SSU-rRNA, 5.8S rRNA, LSU-rRNA). Gene Ontology annotation, cellular component: pre-snoRNP complex; nucleus. The record is from RefSeq and is a predicted model, not a curated record.
AGCUGUUUUUUCACAUGUUUUCCUCGUUAGUUUGAUUAUCAAACUUUGAUUUAUGGAUUUCAAACAAUAGUUUAUAAUUUCAACAUGCCAUUUACCUUUGUUAUUUUAUUGAUAAAAAUUUAUUAGUUUUAACUAAAUUUGAAUGAUGGACUUGCCAAUUGGCGGAGCAAAUUUUAAUUUGCCUACUAAAAAUUGUGAUGAAUCGAAAUUAUGUGCUGUAUGUAAUGAAAAAAUUUUUAAAUACAAAUGCCCUGGUUGUUUAACAAAAACCUGUUCAAUCGAGUGUGUCAAGGUUCAUAAAAAUGAGCUUGAUUGUGAUGGUAAACAAGUUAAAAUUCCCUUCAAGAAGAUUGAAGAUUUUGAUGAUAAACAAUUUUUCAAAGACUUUAAUUUUUUGGAAGAAGGCUCAAGACUAUUAGAUUGCCUGAAGAGAGAUCGUCAAAAUAUCAUAAAAAGUAAGGAUCAGUUGCCACCUUGGUUGAAAAAGUUGGUCUAUGAAGCUCGUUGCAGGGGAACGCGUCUCAAGAUAUUACCUGCUGGUUUUGAGAAACGAAACAAAAGCAAAACAACAUUUAUGUAUGAUAAAAAAGAAAUACUAUGGGAUAUCGAAUUAAUCUUCACUCAUAUCACCGUUAAAGGAAAUCUUAUCGAAAAACCUUCGUCAAUUACUCUCAACCGAAUGAGUGAAAAGAAAACUUUGAGUGAAAUUAUUCAAAGUAUACUAAAUCCUACAGACAUAAUGGAAAGAAUAAAUUUAUGGAAAUUCCUGACAUCAUAUCGUUUAACUGAUCCUUCAUCGAUUGUGGUUUUAUUAUCUAAUGGAAAGAAAUUUCACGAAGUUGACAUGAACCAGAAUUUGGCCAAAAUUCUUGAAUGCAAAACUAUUGUUGAAUAUCCAACUUUUGUGGUAACUUUGACCGAAUUCAAAGAUCUAUUUCCAAUUGAGACAAACGAAGAAAAGAUAGUUGCCAAUGAAGAUGGAUCUAAAUUAGUCAACGGACAAAAUUCAAAUGGCAAGGGACGGUAUCAGAACAAUAAAAGAAAAAAUAGAAAAGGAAAGAGAAAAUUUGGAAAAGGAUUGAAAUCUCACGUUGAUGCUAAAAUACCAAAAACAAGUGAGAGUGAUUCAAACAGAGAAAGUUGUGCUCACAGUUUAAUUUCUGAAGCUUCAUCGAUUACAAAAGAUUUGGAUACAAGUGCAAUUAAAGGAUCUCCAAUGGAAACAGUUGAACCUAAUAGUUCGACUAAAAAUAUCAAUUCUUGUCCACUUUCAGCAUCCUUCCAAGUUACCAAAACAGGUCAACAUGACUCAGACGUUUCUUCUCUUUCGACUAGUGAUGAUGAAGAUUAUCAAAGCUUUGUCAACAUUGGUUUUUCCCGAUCAUCAUCUGGUGUUUAAUUUGUCUGUCGUUUUUUGCAGCUCUCUUUGAAUAAAAGUAAAUAUCAAAUUUUAUAUUAAUAAACAUGUACAUUUAAAUAAAAUAAUUUUUUUCUACUCA